AUGGCACAGAAGUUAUCGGGUUCACGAAGUGACAAUACAAACAUUAAGUAUAUUUCAUAUUUUAAGAAGUGGGAAAAGUUCAUUUCUGAGAAGGGAGGCAGUUCCUUACCAGCUUCUCCAAUUCAUGCCGCAUUAUAUAUUACGGAUUUAUUAGAAAAGUGUUUUUCGGACCACGUGAUUUCAGCAACUGUUUAUAGUUUGAAAUGGGCACACGGUUUGAAAGGACUUCAAGACCCUACUGAUAACUCGUUUGUAAAGAAUCUAUUAGAGAAUGCUAAAAGAAACAAUUGCAAACCAACUUCUAAAAAGGAGCCUCCGUCUACACAGACAUUGAUUGAUGUUUGUGCUGAAUAUUCUGAAUCUUCAGACAUUUUAUUUGUAAGAGAUUUGUGUAUGAUUUUACUUGGUUUUGCAGGUUUUCUAAGAUAUGAUGAAUUGAGUUCACUCCGUUGUAACGAUAUUGUUUUUCGUGAUGACCAUUUUUGUCUGAAAAUUAGGAAAAGUAAGACUGGCCAAUAUAGACUAGUGCAUGAAAUAGUUACAAGUAAAGGAGUAUAUGUUGCUUGUCCUUACAACAUGUUAAGACGUUAUUUGUCUUUGUCAAAUCAGACUAUUUUUGAUAGCAAUUAUUUAUUCAGACCAUGUUUUAGAUCAAAUUCUACUUGUAAAUUAACUUACAAAAGCAAACCGUUAAGUUAUACAAGGGCUAGGGAAUGUAUUAUAGGUAGAUUACGUCCAUUCACGGGGGAUUUGAACAUAGGCCUUCAUUCGCUAAGAUCUGGUGGGGCAAUCACAGCCGCAAAUUCCGGAGUUAAUGACAGAUGUUGGAAACGCCACGGUCGGUGGAAGUCCGACAGUAGUAAAGACGGCUACGUGGCAGAUUCUUUGUCAAGCAGACUUGUGGUGUCUCAAAAAUUGAGUUUAUAA
Molecule: messenger RNA, 927 nt
Organism: Mercenaria mercenaria
Lineage: Eukaryota; Metazoa; Mollusca; Bivalvia; Venerida; Veneridae
Product: integrase/recombinase xerD homolog
Exons: 1
Coding region: 1-927 (308 amino acids)
Biological process (GO): DNA integration; DNA recombination
Molecular function (GO): DNA binding
Source: RefSeq, a predicted model, not a curated record